Molecule: messenger RNA, 1390 nt
Organism: Cryptotermes secundus
Lineage: Eukaryota; Metazoa; Arthropoda; Insecta; Blattodea; Kalotermitidae
Product: dynein heavy chain 12, axonemal-like
Exons: 3
Coding region: 233-712 (159 amino acids)
Biological process (GO): microtubule-based movement
Cellular component (GO): dynein complex
Molecular function (GO): minus-end-directed microtubule motor activity; dynein intermediate chain binding; dynein light intermediate chain binding
Source: RefSeq, a predicted model, not a curated record
UCCAUGAGUAAGUAAGUAAGUAAGUGAAAAAUCAGAGUCAUGGUACAUCAGCACGCAACAAUCUUAUUGCAGAUUUGGAGUAUUACUGCUACAAUAACCUGCUCAGCCAAACGAAGCCAGGAUGGGGCUCUUGCCAUGUUUGCAUUCUUCAGAUUCACCCUUUAUUUAGCAUACGGAAAUAUAUCCGUAAGCUUACGGAGAUGCCUGUGCUUUCUUCUUACAGACAUGGUAUAUGGAUGGGCCCCCAUCAAAAUUUUGGUUAUCUGGCUUUUUCUUCACUCAAGCAUUCCUCACAGGGAUACAGCAGAAUUAUGCUCGGAAACACACAAUUCCAAUCGAACUGCUUGCAUUUGACUUUGAGGUGAUGAAGGAGAGUGACUACAAGACAUCCCCAGAAGAUGGAGUGUACAUAUAUGGGUUAUUCCUAGACGGUGCUCGUUGGAAUCAUGAAGCCUUCAUUCUUGAUGAGUCCUUGCCAAAAGUGUUGUUCAGCCAUGUCCCUAUUAUAUGGCUGAAGCCAAUGAAGAGCUUGGACAUCACAGAGCGACUCACGUACAGAUGUCCCGUGUACAAGACGUCUGAAAGACGAGGUGUGCUUUCUACAACAGGGCAUUCCACAAAUUUUGUUAUUGCUAUGACGUUACCAACAGGAAAGCCUGCUAACCACUGGAUCAUGCGUGGAGUGGCGAUGCUUUGCCAGCUGUCAGAGUAGGAACACAGAGUCUAAAUUACAUCAAAACCUGCCAAGUUAGCAUCCACAUCACCCAUAUGGCCUCCAAACUUAAAACUUAUAAAAGAUUUUGUGAAUUCUGGUAUUUAUAUCAUAAUUUAUUGGUGUUAUGAAUCAGUGAUGAGAUGCAUAUAUUCUGCAUAAAAAUAUGUAGAAAAGAUAUGGAAAGAGAUGAGGGUGUAGAACUGUUUUUAACAUUGACGUAUUUUCUGUGUACAUAUAAUAAUUUCAGAUAAUUCUAGUCAUUAUGCAACUGUACAUUAGGAAUAAUAGCCAAACAACUAUGUAAAUUUUAUUUAUAAAUAAAAUUAUGUUAGAAAAAGCCACACUAAAUUUCAAGGUUAUUUGUAACCAAGGAGAACUAAGAAAUGAUUGCACUGAAUAGAUCAUAGCUCUGUUUGAAGAAAAGUAAAUGAAAGUUCUGUGAUGUCUUAUAAUUGCAUCUAUGGUACUUCUCAGUGCUUCAAACUGUGCAAAAAUGGUUACAAUAUAAAAUGCCUUAAGAGAUGAGAGGUGUUUUUAGAACUCACUAUCAGCCACAAAGAAACUUCAUAAGCUUAUUUGUAUCAGAAACACUAUUAUAGAUUGAAAUAUUAUAUGAAACCUACACAUAAGAGUAUUAACAACUAAUUAAGAACAACAUGAAAUGUGGAAAAUGAU